AUAACGGUGUAAAUUUCAUGUGUUCGUUCAAAAAGAAAACGGUUUACUGAAGUUUAAAUUAAUGUGACAAAGUUCUUUUCAAAGACAAAGAAAAAGGAAAAGUAAACAUGGCGCACCUUCAACUCAUUCUUGAUCGACUUAUUUCUGAAAAUCUUCACGGUCCUAUAUCCGCCACUCCUAAUAGUGCAGUUACUUCUCAUCAGCGAAUGUUUCGAAGUCCUGGAUCACAACCUGAAUUGUUUAGCGACCAGGACCUGGAUGCAGGAGAUCCAAGAUGGCCAAACCUUUUUGAAGAAUUUUUUCUCGUGAAUAGUGAUACUAAAAACGAUGAUUUGUUAUUUUUUGUAAGACAAACACAUUCAGAAAAUGAAAAUCUUGAUCCUGUAUUUGUUAAAAGAAAAACUACUCCAAAUAGCUUGCCACCUUUAGAUGAUGCAGUGUUAUGGAAAGAAACAUUUUUUCUGAAUUUAAUCGUUCAGUUACCUUGUAAAUUAACAGUUGCGGUUUGUACGAGAACACCAAAUGAUAAUUCAAAUGGACCAAACCAGAAGACAAGUAUGACAUGCUCAAAGAAGCAUGUUUCAAAACGUGUUUAUGCUCUUCCGACUAAAUCUAGAAUGGAUGUUAAAGAAACAUCAAUGGAGUGCUCUUAUCCCCUUAUUUAUUAUGUAAUUGAUGAUUAUGAGGAUAUGUUUGAACAUUUAAUUGUUACAGAUGGAGAAUAUUUAUGUGUAGAAUUAGCAGUGACGAUACCAAAUAAAUCAGAUGAUGAUGAUGACCUUAGCGAUAGAGACAAUGAUAGCGAUGAUGAUUAUUAUGGUACUUCCACUAACAUUAGCAGAAGUAGUAACAGAUUCCGAAGGUCAAUGACGAAUGGGCCUUUUCCACAGCCAUCAAACGAUUCAAAAAUUACUUUAUUUCAAGGUGCUGCUUCUUAUUCUAAUUUAUUAGAAAUUUAUAAGCAAAAAGCCGCUAAUAAAUUGAACAAGAGAUUUAAGAUGGGACCCGUAACGCCGCCAACUGAAUAUAUUAUGAUGCGAGGACCAGGCGGAAAAGGACAUGCACAGGUUGCGAUCACUGCAUCUUCUUUAGAUGAAGCAAAUGAGGACAAUUUCUUAGAUAUAACAACAAGUGAAUCAAACUUUGUUUCUUCGAUUAAUGCGAACUCAGACAUAGAACCAUGGAAUUUUAAUAGCGGAAAUAGUAGUAAUACACUUACUAUUAAUAAUGGAAAAACUACUAUUCGUAAUCCUCAAAGGUCAACUUCAUCUAAUUCGUUUUUUCAAUCUUUGAAAAGACUAUCACAAUCUAUAACAGAUAAGUCAUCAUCUGACCCUGAAAGUUUGAAAUGCUGUAUGACAUUUGUUAAUGUUCCUUGGACAAGUAUUAUCACGGACCUUAUAACGUAUGCAAGAAAAAAACAACAAUCAUAAUUUAUCCAAUUUAUCCAAAUCAUUUUUGUUUAUUAUAUACACAGUGUAAAAAAUCAUGCUGUGCCACAUGAUUAGCGCAGAUUUUAGAUGGCGUAUAUUUAAUACUUUGUAUAAAAUUUAAUUAUUUAUAAUGAAUCCGUUGGCGAAUACAGUUCAUCUAUCAUUAUAAUUCCAUUUACCUUUUCUCUCUUGUUUAUUUACCCACAUUCCUAUUUUGUCAAAUUUUCAAUAUAAAGUUAAUAUCUACCUCAUAUUAAUAAAUCUGAAAUAAUCCAACUAAACUAUCCUUUAAAGUAUAUACAGCCAUAAUUAUUUUGUUUAAGAUGCCAUAUUUGAACUAAAAUGGCUCACUUUUUCAGGAAUAAAAGGAUUC
Rhizophagus irregularis DAOM 181602=DAOM 197198 is the source of this 1806-nucleotide messenger RNA. RefSeq lists its product as uncharacterized. The record is from RefSeq and is a predicted model, not a curated record. NCBI's taxonomy places the organism in Eukaryota, Fungi, Glomeromycota, Glomeromycetes, Glomerales, Glomeraceae.